AUGCGUGGAAAAAUAACAUGGCUACUCAUUGUCACUUGGGCAUUGUUAGCUGCUCUCGUGUCAGCAGCCAAAGAUUAUUAUGACAUAUUAGACGUUCCUCGCGACGCGCAAAAAGCACAAAUCAAGCGACAUUUCAAGAAAUUAUCCAGAGUCUAUCAUCCAGACAAGAAUGAUGGCGAUGAGGCAGCGUCGCAGAAAUUCAUGGAAAUUGCUAAUGCUUAUGAGGUCUUGAUGGACGAUGAAAAGAGAUCCAUUUAUGAUCGCUACGGAGAAGAGGGAUUGAAGCAGAAUGGAGGUCAAGGAAGAGGCGGAGGAGGAGGAUUCCAUGAUGCAUUUGACAUCUUUUCUCACUUCUUUGGUGGUGGAAGGCAGCAUCAAGGGCACCAAGAAAAGAGAGGACCUGAUGUUCUCAUUCCAUUCCAAGUGACAUUAGAGGACCUGUACAACGGAGCAGACAUUCAAUUAGACGUAUCCAAGCAAGUGCUAUGCGACCAUUGCCAUGGCAGUGGCGCACGCAAACCAGAGGACAUCCAUACAUGCGAUCAAUGCGAGGGCCGUGGUAUGAUCAUCAAACGAGCACAAGUAGGGCCUGGCAUGUUUCAGCAGUUCCAGCAGGCCUGUCAUAAAUGCGACGGUAAAGGCAAGGUCAUUGAUCAUGUGUGCCCUGUGUGUGCUGGCAAAAAGGUGCGCAGAGGCAACGAAGACUAUUCACUGCACAUUGAAAGGGGAAUGCAAGACGGACAACGCAUUAUUCUGGAUGAAGAGUCAGAUGAAUAUCCUGAAACGAUUCCUGGCAAUAUUAUAUUUGAAGUGAGGACAGCACCACACGCAACAUUUGAGAGGCGGGGCGACCAUUUGUAUACCAAGCAAUACAUUACACUGAUUGAAGCGCUCGUGGGUUUCAAAAAGACAGUGGCACAGUUGGAUAAUUCUAUCAUUGAGCUUGUAAGAGAAGGUGUCACACAGUAUGGCUUUGUGCAAACAAUCAAAGGUCAAGGGAUGCCACAUCAAGACAAUCACUCUCAGCAUGGUGAUCUGUUUGUGGAGUAUCAAGUUAUGUUUCCCAAAGAGAUAGACCCGGAGACCAUUGAAUACUUGAAAAAGGACACACAUCUCACUAGUGAAAACCAACCUCAUUUAAUUCAUCAAGAACUGUAA
This is a messenger RNA of Mucor velutinosus, 1158 nucleotides long. RefSeq lists its product as uncharacterized. Gene Ontology annotation, molecular function: Hsp70 protein binding; ATP binding. The transcript is spliced from 3 exons. Gene Ontology annotation, biological process: protein refolding; response to heat. Bases 1 to 1158 code for a protein of 385 amino acids. Gene Ontology annotation, cellular component: cytoplasm. The record is from RefSeq and is a predicted model, not a curated record. Lineage: Eukaryota; Fungi; Mucoromycota; Mucoromycetes; Mucorales; Mucoraceae.